Cordyceps fumosorosea ARSEF 2679 is the source of this 480-nucleotide messenger RNA. RefSeq lists its product as hypothetical. The transcript has 2 exons. The coding region runs from base 1 to 480 and encodes 159 amino acids. Lineage: Eukaryota; Fungi; Ascomycota; Sordariomycetes; Hypocreales; Cordycipitaceae. The record is from RefSeq and is a predicted model, not a curated record.
AUGGAUAGUUCCAUCAGUCUGCAAGCCGUCGAGGCGGCACGGAAUAAUUUCACCGUCACGAAGAGUGAUUUCGAGCAUUUCCUACGAUGCUGGGCGCAGCAGAACUGCGACGGCUGCAUCAACACGGCUGAAUGCUCCUGGUGCCCCUACAGCUGGGCCUGCGUCCCCAACAAGCACCAGCCGGCGUUCCUGGCGCCCAUCUACCACGACGACGUGUGCCCCGCGAGCGCGGAGCGCUGGGAGCUGCGCACGCGGCCGUUUGGCUGCCGCGCGUCGACGUACACGGUGCUGAGCGUCGGCGUCGGCGUGAGCACGACGCUGCUGGCGGUGGUGCUGCUCUGGCUGCUGGCGCUGGCGCUGCGGCACGUGCGCAAGAAGAGCAGGGCGGCGACGAGGCAGCGGUACGUGGCGACGUGGUGGACGGGGGACGACAACAACCGUGGUGGAGGCGAGACGCGGCCGCUGCUGCCAGGCCAAUAA